GAUUUGCGCUUCGUCUGGCGUCGCAGUACCGUGUUAAAUUUGUCAAAACGUUGAAACACAAAUCAGCAUUGACAUUGUGCGGCAGGUGAUUAUAGUGCAAGCGACAGAGAACUUUACGAACACGACAUCACAAUGGCCGCGUGGAGAGCAGCUGGUUUGAAUUAUAUCAAUUAUUCCAACAUCGCAGCACGCUUACUUCGCAAGGCAUUGAAGCCGGAUGCUAGAGCACAAGCCGUCCGGCGGGAUGAUUCGCACAUCAAAUUUACCAAGUGGCAGGGUGGCAGGCCAGAGAAUGAAAAAUAAGAAUACUAUGGCAUUAUGAUUACUCGUAAGUGGUAAAGAAAUUAUCAACGAGUAGAACAACGCAGAAAUAUACAUGGCUCUAGUAAAUCAAGUAAUAUGAAUAAACCAUGUAUGCUGUUUGACACA
Anopheles bellator is the source of this 429-nucleotide messenger RNA. RefSeq names its product protein stunted-like. Gene Ontology annotation, cellular component: mitochondrial inner membrane. Lineage: Eukaryota; Metazoa; Arthropoda; Insecta; Diptera; Culicidae. Gene Ontology annotation, biological process: proton motive force-driven mitochondrial ATP synthesis. Gene Ontology annotation, molecular function: proton-transporting ATP synthase activity, rotational mechanism. Bases 133 to 303 code for a protein of 56 amino acids. The record is from RefSeq and is a predicted model, not a curated record. The transcript is spliced from 5 exons.